This is a messenger RNA of Peromyscus californicus insignis, 3054 nucleotides long. RefSeq names its product macrophage immunometabolism regulator (gene Macir). Gene Ontology annotation, biological process: negative regulation of cytokine production involved in inflammatory response; negative regulation of fibroblast migration. The transcript has 3 exons. The record is from RefSeq and is a predicted model, not a curated record. Lineage: Eukaryota; Metazoa; Chordata; Mammalia; Rodentia; Cricetidae. Bases 578 to 1201 code for a protein of 207 amino acids.
GCGUGUGCGAGGUUGGGAGACACGGGGAACCCUGGAGCGCUGAACUUUUUAUCCUUGGAAGAGGAGUUAGAAUGGAAACAGCAACAUUGUACAUUGUUAACCGCUCCUAGCCCGGAGAGCAGAUGGCGCAGAAGAUCUCGGAGGUUUCUCAACUUUGUUUUACGUUGUUUUUCCUCCCCACCCCAAAAAAGUCACUCUGUAAUUUAAGGUGGCGAAGUACUUUACGGGGUGCAACGAGGUAGACGCUAGGAAUUGGAAGCCACUCCUUCACAAAGUUUAUUUUCGAAAUUAGUUCAAAACACAGUUACUAUCCAGGAAGCUUUGGGUCACAGUGUGUGCUUAGGUUAUUUUGAUGAGUGGACAUGCCGCUGAUUUUUUUUCUUAAUGGUACCUUGGAUUAUAAACAAAACAGACAGGAUGAAAUGUAAGCAUUCAUGAAUGAGCACGGAGACCCCUUAACUUUGUAUCUGGAGUAGAACAGAAAAAUUAUUAUGCCUGUGCUCCCUUGGGACUCCUUGGAAAUUGCACAGUGACAUCAUCUGGGAUUUAGUCUGGAGUGUGCAGCCUGGUGCCUAAGAUGGAAGUAGAUAUAAAUGGGGAGUCCAGAAGUACCCUGACCACCCUGCCGUUACCUGUGGCUGAGGGGAGCUCGCCAGGAAAAGCAGAAGCCGAGAGACCCCGCUGUUCUAGCACGCCAUGCUCACCCAUGCGUCGGACUGUGUCAGGUUAUCAGAUCCUCCACAUGGACUCUAACUAUUUGGUUGGCUUUGCCACUGGUGAGGAACUCCUGAAGUUAGCCCAGAAGUGCACUGGAGGGGAAGAAAGCAAGGGAGAAGCCGUGCCGCCCUUGCGCUCGAAACAGCUGGAUGCGGGACUCGCACGCUCCUCUCGUCUGUACAAAACUAGAAGUAGGUACUAUCAGCCAUAUGAGAUUCCAGCUGUUAAUGGCAGGAGGCGAAGGCGGAUGCCCAGCUCAGGAGACAAGUGUACCAAAUCCUUACCUUAUGAACCUUAUAAGGCCCUCCAUGGGCCUUUGCCUCUAUGUCUUCUUAAAGGUAAGAGGGCUCACUCUAAAUCCCUGGACUACCUCAAUCUAGAUAAAAUGAACAUCAAGGAGCCAGCUGACACAGAAGUGUUACAGUACCAGCUUCAACACCUGACCCUCCGAGGGGACCGAGUGUUUGCUAGGAAUAAUACAUGAAUGACGUGCACAGGGUUUAAACCGCUUUAGGCCAGCCUGUCCUCGGCUAGAGAGAGAGAAAAAAAAAUCUACUGUCGUACUCUGUACAUGACCUUUCACCUUAGAGAUGGUUAUAUCAGCUAAGUGUUCCUGGAACAUACAAAAAAAAAAAAUUGUUUGGAUCAAGUUUUGGAUACAGGAAUGAAAUCACAGGUACUUGGGGCGGGGCGGGGGGAUAUCAUUCUAGAGCACGCAACUGCGAAGAAAACAGAACGUUGGCCGUUAGUUUGCAUAGCUUCUUAGCUAGAACAAGGCUUUGGUGCAGUAAUUUCACCUUUAUGAUUCUGAACACUCAAAUUGGGAAUGUUACCUGCUUGGUUGUUGCUGACUUGGUAUGAUUCAUUAGAAAUUUAUAUUGAAGUACUCAGUGCUUCUUGGAUCUCUGUAUUUUACUAUACAAUGUAUGUAAUGAUUUGUCUUAAUGGAAUUUAGAGCUUGAACACUGCUGAAUUGGACCACUUUUUAUUUUUAAAUAUUGAGUUUAAAUAUUUUAUAACUGGUUUUGCACUGAAAACAAUUAACAUUUCAGAUUAAGAGAAUAAUAAUCUUUCUUCACUUGCCUCAAUAGGAAUAUUGAGCAAUGGAUUUUUUUAUUUCCGCAUGGAAAGUUACUGAUCUCUAUGGCUGUAAAAUAUUCCUUUAUAGCAUUAUUAAAGUGUGUCUUAAUAAAAUUAAAUUUGGGAUACAAAGUAUUUAUUUUACAAUGGGUAGUGGGUGGGAUGCUUUUCCAGAAUGUUUCCGACAUGAAAUUUUCAUCAGUUGGAAACAUUUCCUUAGUGCUUAUUUUCUGAUUUAAAAUCCACAUGGAACUUGAAAAUGGAAAGGAUUCUCUCCACUGGGUUGUUUGGCGUAGUCCUGCUUACAUCUCAACUUCUUAUAAGUGAAUACAACUUUAGCAGAGGCUCUCACGAUUUUGACUAUCAAAUGCUUAAACUAAGUACGAAGUGAUACCACUCAGCACAUCCUGGGGUCUUUCCAGGGUUAGUUCUCUGCAGCACGGCACUCAUUGGAAUUCCAGUUUCAGGAUUAGUGUAGGAGCCUAACGUGCUUCUACAGUUUUAAUGGGCUAAUCCUGGAUUACCUAACAACUUAUGUCUAUCACACUGGUUUAAUUUGUUGCUAAAGAAAUAAUUCCUUGCCUUUAGUAACAGAAGCAGCUCAACUACCCUUGACCAUAAGUGUAUGUAACUUACCUUUUGUAAACAUUUCUAUCUCAUUCAGUCUUAAAGGUGCAAUUUAUUACUGAUUUGGCAUUUCUGGCUAUAUAGAACUACAUAUUUUAUGUUUUCUUUUCGGCACUGUGAGUUUCUUAGGGGUUAGCAGUCUUGCUUAUAACGUAAGAACACUUUUUAAUUGAUGAAUGUGCCAUUCCUGGACCAAUUGUGGUUUUCCUCUGUCCAGAUUGAAUGGCAAAAUUUAUUUUAGAGCAGAAUAAAUAUUAGAAACCCCAGGAACUCUUAAUAGAUGCUUAUUAUGCACUCACAGAGGCAACCAUGUGACAUCAUGUAUAAGAGAGCCAUGGAGAUGCUGGCUCAUGUCUUACUGAGUUGAUCAGAGGUUUUAGUGGCUGGAAAGUUUCCGAUGUUGUCUAUUUAAAGUAAACUGCACCUUUGUAACAUAUUAUUGUAUUGAUGAAUGAUCACUAAGAUUAACUAUAUCUAUACAGUCAAUAGUUUGACAAUUAAUAGAAUCCUGUCAGAUGCCAAAGAGUUGGGAUUUUUACAUUUAAUGAUUAAACACCGUUAUUUAUUGAUGAUUUACCCUCUGGAACUGUAUUAUUUCUAACUAUGAAAUAAAAGGGUGAUGUAAACAUA